CAUUAAGCCCAGCACCACCACUAUAACUGUGACGUGCGACCUGGGCCAGGUAGUGGGGGAUGAAGAUGGAGGCUGGACUUAUAUAUUGGGACACAAGAGCCAGUCUGAAGAUCUCCACCUGACACUUAGUCAAUACACUCAAGGUUACAACUUGCCUAAAAACGACAGCUACAGCUAUUUCGUGGGUCUUCUGAUCCUUGAAGACUUGAACUAUAAAGAGGACGGCAGUGAGAUGCCUCUUGAGCUGAAGUUUGUGAUGGUGGAGGAGAAUGACGAGGUGACUGUCUCAAUCUGUAGUCCUGUGGUCAUUACCCGUGACACACACAUCCUGAAGAGUGCUGGAGAAUGUACUGGUAACGCUAGUGAGUCGUUAAUGGGGAGUGAAGGAGAGAGUUUCUGUCCCGACGGUCGUGAUGAGGGAAGCAACGACCCAUGUUGGUGGUGCAGUGACCCGAGCAGCUGUGAGGCCGCCUUCCUGACGUCAUCUACACCAGUCUGGGGCGACACUCCUCUCAAGAGCGUCAAGAUCUGGGCCCGUCCCUUGGAGUAUCAAUUUGAGUGUUAUGGGGAGCCACUAGUUGAGAUGGCUGUGACGAGCUGGUAUUCUAGAGAGUGGAAGGUUGGCGCUAUAGUGAGCGGCACUUGCAUUAGUGGCUACCUCAGUGACGGCAACCUCUUCCUCACCAUCGAGUGUACCUUUGACGGCUGGGAAGUCAAACCUCCUUGUGUCUAUGGCAAGUAUUAUUUCUUUAUAUGCUUGAGUUUAGGAAUAGGGUAAGUAUAUACGUACUUCCUUUGGCUCGCCUGAUGAUUCACACCCCCCGCCCUCAGGUAGCUUUAUAUGUUUAAUCAUCAGGUGAAAUAAGCUGGAGGGACUAGAGAGUUGUAUCUCAUAGUUUUUUAAAUGUUAGAACAUUGUAUUUACUAACCUUCUUGCACCCUUAAAGACCAUCGUUGUUGAAGUAAAGUAAUAACAUUGUAACAAAGAGCAGCUAAUCUUCAUGUGGUUCUUUUAUUCUUCACUACAGCAGCUGAACCAUUCCUCAAAAUAUGCCUUGCUUUUAAAUAUGAAAAUAAUUAAUGAGAAUUGGAUAAAAGAUACAUAGUUUUUAUAAAUGUUUAGGUAAAACUCUUCAAACACUAUCCUCAUAUUCGUCUUUUUAGUAAUUACUAUUCGCCUUUCUUGUCUUCUUAUCAUCCUUACUACAGCUCAAGCUUUAUCAUCUAGGUUACGUGUUUGUUUAAAAUUCAAGCUUUUAUCCCAGUAAUGGUCCUCAGUCUCAACUUGCUACAGUUAUUCCCACACCAUACAGCCACCCGAAUUUUAUACCUGCCAUGUGUUUUCUGCCCUCCAGUUUAUAUCAUCCUAAUAAAACCCAAGAUCCUGAUGCUGUCUCGCCUCCUCUUAACAUGUACCUGUCCUCUCUUUAAACAUAUCUUUCUAACACCCAAUUUGAUUUCAGCUCCUUCCAUCCCCCUUAAGACAUUAUUACUCCACCUUAAUACUGUUGUACUACAGUUGCAUUGAACAUAUACCAGUACUGUUCCAUACCUCCCUUUCAUCAUCUCUGUUCCACACCUCCCCUUCAUCUUCUCUGUUCCACACCUUCCCUUCAUCUUCUCUGUUCCACACCUUCCCUUCAUCUUCUCUGUUCCACACCUUCCCUUCAUCUUCUCUGUUCCACACCUUCCCUUCAUCAUCUCUGUUCCACACCUUCCCUUCAUCUUCUCUGUUCCACUGUUGAAAAUGUAAGCCUUACACCUUGGUAAUUGUGGGGUCAUGCCAAUGUAAAGUCAGGGUCGCAAUAACACCACUUUAUUUUAAGUAGGUUUCAACCUGGGAGGAACCCUGGUGGCACCACCGACCCUGGGGACGCUGCAGCCCCCGAGAGGGCUCCGGGGGUCGCCUCCGCCCCUUCUAGGGCCUCCGCCACCCCUGGAAGGUCCCUUGGGGGCGCUGCCGUCCCCGGGAGCGCUGCUGCUCCUGCGAGGUACCCUGGCAGCUCCACUGCACCUGAGAGGUCCCCUGGGGGCGCUACAGCCCCUGGCAGGGCCCCUGGGGGCGCAGCAGCCUCUGGUAGAGCCCCUAGGGGCGCCGCCGUCCCUGGGACCAUAUACAGUGUUCAAAAUCGGCAUGCUCUGGAGUACCUAUAAAGUGAUUUUCAAAAAAUCAAAUUUAGGGCCAAAACUGAGUAGUUUUUUGGUUAAAAUUAACUUUUCUCUCAGAAUUGAAAUGUAAUGGGUUUAAUUAAUUAAGUCCUCACAGCAUAACACAUUAACAACAAAAUCGCACUUUCUGAACCUAUAGUUGGCGAGUAAUAAGCUUUGAAUAAUGUCAUUAAAUUGUCCAAGCUUCAUUACAACCACUAAUUACCUCACAAUCGAAUCGUGCAUAUAAGCGAUUUUUGCAUAGUCUACUGAGUGAGAUUAGAUUAUGUUUGUUUUUUUCGGUGAGGUAAGGUUAGGCAUGCCAUUGUAAAUAUCAUCCCCUCCCCUGUCUUUUCCGUCCCAACUGCCACACGUUGUGCUUUAUCAUUCUACUACAACAUUUACUCACACUUUAUCAUUCUACUACUACAUUUACUCACACUUUAUCAUUCUACUACAACAUUUACUCACACUUUAUCAUUCUACUUCUACAUUUACUCACACUUUAUCAUUCACUUCCUUCAUUCCUUUUAUACGAAUAGAACUUUGUAUCUUUCAUCCAAUUAAGUGUAGAAUGUUCCCUUAAUUUCGACUUGGCAAAAUUAUGCAUCAUUGCUUGUAGUGGUACAGAGUAUAGACUUAUUUUUAGUUGUACUGUACUGUAUGUGCCUCUGUUACUCUUGUCAUAGUAAGAAUUAGGAACUAAGCAUAUUUUCAUAUAUUAGGGAAAUGUCUGAAGAUUUUUUGCUGCUGCUGAAUUAAAAAAAAAAAUUCGUCUUCAUAAAGUUGGGAUUUGGUCUUGUUGGCAGUCGUGUAAUAAAACUUUUACUAACCCAUUUUUUUUAUCCUAUAUCUUAUUAUAUGUUUUUUUAAAGACUACUGGUAAGUAUAUAGUAUUUGUGAAUAUCACCAUACAAUACUGUAUAUACUUGUAUUGUAGUGUAUGAGAAUGUAUGGGUAUGACUCGUGGUAUAGCUGAUGAAUGUGACUACAGUAUAUCCUGUUGAUGAAUGUGACUACAGUAUAUCCUGCCCAAUCCUGUAGAAUGUAGAUAUCAACUGGCUUGUAAAUAAGGUACAUUCACCCCUAAAAAUAUCUUCGUGAUUUUGUGUUAAAUAAUUGACACAAUUGACGAAUGAUUUUGACAACUGUGCCGAGACAACAGGAGACUUAGUGUUCAUUUUGAAAAUCAGACCCCUCCAUAAAGAUACUUUUUGGAGUGAGUGAACCUUAUACUAAAGUAGGGUUGUUCCAUAUUAUUUCUAUUGCUUAUCGUCACCAUACUAGCAGUUAAGGUGGUCGAUUUGUUCUUUGUCUCAACCUUCAUUGUUCAGUAAGAGUAUAAGAGGAAACCAAAGUACACAGAGAAGACUUGUGAUAUUUGGUAGGGUCACACUUGAUAACACACCCUUCUCACAUCUGACCCGGGCUCUGGAAUGAACCUGGGACACAGUUGUGAGAGGUAUGCUGUCACUCUACCACCAACAUUCCCUGUAGCCCCAAAUAUUACCUCAAAUUUCACUCAAGUCCCCAAUUUAACUAUUUAAUUUAAUAUUGGUUAACUUCUCUGAUUUAGAGCAUAUCAGUAAGUAUUGUGUGAUGUGAGAAACACAGAAUCAAAGUAGAACGAGUACAGCUAUAAUUUGAGAACUUUGUAUAGCAACAGUUUAGCAAUUUACCUUAAUUAUCAGUAAUUUAUAUUUUACGUGUUCACAACUUGCUUUGUAACCAAUGAAUUUUUCUUCUGGAUAAACUUUUGUAAUUGUAUUUUUUGUUUUCAAAUGUUAUACAUGUUAAAAAUUAUUUUCAAGUCAGUGUUGUUAGGGGAUAUGUGAUGUUUAUGGCAACUUGGGGAUGUGUGAGGCUCUUAAGAGCUAUCUGUGUCUCUGGGGAGGCUGAUUGA
Messenger RNA from Homarus americanus (American lobster), 4051 nucleotides. RefSeq lists its product as uncharacterized. The coding region runs from base 233 to 778 and encodes 181 amino acids. NCBI's taxonomy places the organism in Eukaryota, Metazoa, Arthropoda, Malacostraca, Decapoda, Nephropidae. The record is from RefSeq and is a predicted model, not a curated record. The transcript is spliced from 7 exons.